Dama dama (fallow deer) is the source of this 2718-nucleotide messenger RNA. RefSeq names its product phosphoglycolate phosphatase (gene PGP). The transcript is spliced from 2 exons. NCBI's taxonomy places the organism in Eukaryota, Metazoa, Chordata, Mammalia, Artiodactyla, Cervidae. Gene Ontology annotation, molecular function: sn-glycerol 3-phosphatase activity. Gene Ontology annotation, cellular component: cytoplasm. The record is from RefSeq and is a predicted model, not a curated record. The coding region runs from base 32 to 997 and encodes 321 amino acids.
CGGCCGGUGGCGGCGUCGGCGGCGGGUGGCCAUGGCAGAGGCGGAGGCCGGCGGUGACGACGGCCGCUGCGUGCGGCUGAACGCCGAGCGGGCCCAGGCGCUGCUGGCCGACGUGGACACGCUGCUGUUCGACUGCGACGGCGUGCUGUGGCGCGGCGAGACGGCAGUGCCCGGCGCGCCUGAGACCCUGACGGCGCUGCGGGCUCGCGGCAAGCGCCUCGGCUUCAUCACCAACAACAGCAGCAAGACCCGCGAGGCCUAUGCCGAAAAGCUGCGGUCCCUGGGCUUCGGCGGCCCGACGGGGCCCGACGCCUGCCGCGAGGUCUUCGGCACGGCCUAUUGCACCGCGCUCUACCUGCGCCAGCGCCUGGUCGGCCCGCCGGCUCCCAAGGCCUACGUGCUGGGCAGCGUGGCCCUGGCCGCCGAGCUGGAGGCCGUGGGCAUCUCCUGCGUGGGCGUGGGGCCCGAGCCGCUGCCGGGCGAAGGCCCCGGCGCCUGGCUGGACGCGCCCCUGGAGGCCGAUGUGCGCGCCGUCGUGGUGGGCUUCGAUCCGCACUUCAGCUACAUGAAGCUCACCAAGGCUGUGCGCUACCUGCAACAGCCCGACUGCCUGCUUGUGGGCACCAACAUGGACAACCGACUCCCCCUGGAGAACGGCCGUUUCAUCGCGGGUACCGGCUGUCUGGUCCGAGCCGUGGAGAUGGCCGCCCAGCGCCAAGCCGACAUCAUAGGGAAGCCCAGCCGCUUCAUCUUCGACUGCGUGUCCCAGGAGUACGGCAUCCACCCAGAGCGCACCGUCAUGGUGGGCGACCGCCUGGACACAGACAUCCUGCUGGGCGUGACCUGUGGUCUGAAGACCAUCCUGACCCUCACGGGCGUCUCCAGUCUACGGGACGUGAAAAGUAAUCAGGAAAGUGACUGCAUGGCUAAGAAGAAAAUGGUCCCUGACUUCUAUGUUGACAGCAUAGCCGACCUUUUGCCUGCCCUUCAAGGUUAAAGAUUUAGUGUCUUUAAUCUCCAGAAUAAAAAAAAAAAAAUUGAAAAUCAGUUACCCAAAUUAAUAGGUGGGGCUUCAGCAUCGCUCAGCUAGGUGGCUUCAAGUUUGCUUACUUGGAGUUAAGCAGAGGCUCUAGUUGUUAACCUUGUAAGUAAACGUUUGGGGGGCGACUUUGUUUACAGAUGCUUAUAUUUUAAGAUGCACUUUUUAGCUUGGAGGGCAUUGUGGGGAUCCUGGGCCUUAGGUGCCAGUGGGCCUUGCUGUUGGGUUCAGUGUAUGUCCAGGAUUCAGGUAACCUCAGGGCCUACUGGUGGGACUGAGGUGGGUCUAGGGGUGUCAUGUAUUUAUUGAAAGUUUCAGGAAUUAGUGGGGAGGAGGGGCUGAUCAUUUCCACUGUUGUGAGCAACUUGUGCAAACCAAGCCAGGGUCCCAUCAGUGUCGUCCUCAGAGGAACCUGCUACCGCCUCAGGUCUUCACCUGCAGGGUGCGAGCGAAGGAAGGGGCUGCUCUCGGGUGGAGCCUCCCUGUCUGUGGGGUCUGGGGUGCUGCCCUCACCACCCCACACUUCCUUCAAAACCACUCCGAUGUUACAACUGAGUGUCUGUUCCGUUUUAGAGACCAGGGCUGCCACCCUCAUGCAGUUGUGCACUUCUGUAAACUCAGCCCGGCUGAGCCUCAUCCUUUCCAAACGUGCAUGUAAACCCAGGCGGUCUGGACUGAGCCUGUUGCUUGGCGAGCAGCCAGGAGGGCAUAAAUGCCGUCGUUGAACUCAGGGCUGCCGUUCAGGGAGCUCAGAGCAGCAUUGGUACCAAAAGUUUUUGUUUUUUAGCUUUCUAACAACUUUGUCAGGUGGUGGACUUGAAGCAUAAGCGUAUGAUUAAUAGCUGUGCUCUGUCUUAUAGGGAAAAUCCCACUGAAGAAGUCUGCGUGCCCCGCAGCCAGCAGUUGGGCCAAAGGCAUGUGCUGGCCAAAUGCCUGUCACCCAAGGCUCCUUCUGGGUAGGGGAGGAAAGAGGUGUCCCCCAAAGCAGGAAUUGAAUCUCUUUCUGUCUUCCCAGACGCUUGGUUGGGAUAGGUGUCAUAUGCCAGUGGUCCCUGAGGCCACCUGUUUUAACCCUGAUGUCCCUUGUCAGUUGUCAGCUGGAGGACUGGCUGGGUCCACUGGCUAGCCAAGGAUUCUUGGCAGGGGGCCGUGGCCUUUUCUGCCUGCUCCCUGAGUUGCUGACCUUUGAGGAUGGGCCUCUGGCUGCACAUGUAGGGGAGGGCCUGGGAAGCUGUUCCUUUUGGCCGACUGCUUCCUGGUGCCUCGCCCCACACCUAGCGGCUUCUGCUCAGAGCCCAUGGUUCUCUCCUAGCCUCAAGAUCACCGUGCUCCUUCACCCACCCUCUAAGAGUUCUCAGAGCAAUAAAGCGUGUCCUGAGCCUUGGCUCCUCCCAGGCCUGAGCGUCUGGGGUUCAGACUCUGCCAGGGGCAACGCGAGGGCAGCGGCACCUGUGAGGUUGGUGGUGCUGACGUUGGCUCUGCGAGGUCAGCUCAAGGUGGGUCUGGAUAUUGAGCAGGCCUGUCAGGGCGUUGUCACCCACACCAGGAGCACGUGGCAGGUGCGGCAGCCAGCGACACCUCCCUCUUCGGCUGGGCAGUGGCCCAGGAGCCUGUGCAUCCUGUCCCCCUACCCCUGUUGCACUGUGUGAACCCAAAGGUGUAUUAAACUCUCGACCGCA